This is a messenger RNA of Lutzomyia longipalpis, 1838 nucleotides long. Its product is annotated as ornithine decarboxylase 1-like. Gene Ontology annotation, cellular component: cytoplasm. Lineage: Eukaryota; Metazoa; Arthropoda; Insecta; Diptera; Psychodidae. Bases 1 to 1278 code for a protein of 425 amino acids. Gene Ontology annotation, molecular function: ornithine decarboxylase activity. The record is from RefSeq and is a predicted model, not a curated record. The transcript has 2 exons.
AUGAAGCUGCAACUGGAAAACAGCGAGAUCAGCCUGUUUGAGGGGCCCUUUGACGCUGAGCGGAUCUUCCGGGAGAAGCUGUACGAGCUCGAUGGGGGCCAGGAUGAGGCGCUCUUCGUGUGCAAUCUCACCGAUGUGGCGCACAAGUUUGUCAAUUGGUGCACAAAGAUGCCCCGCGUGCGCCCCUUCUACGCCGUCAAGUGCAACGACGACGACAACGUCAUCCGGCUGCUGGCGCGUCUCGGUGCGGGCUUCGAUUGUGCCUCACGCGCCGAAAUUAAUGCCGUCCUCAAGCAUGGCGUCACCCCCGACAGGAUUAUCUUUGCCAAUCCGGCGAAACCCGCGUCGCACAUUCGCCACGCCGCUGCCACCAAUACGCGCCUCAUGACAUUCGAUUCCACCGUUGAGCUCGAGAAGAUUCGCCAAAUUUACCCCGAUGCACAAAAAUCAUUUAGAGACUCUUUCUCAUCGUCCAGACUUGUCCUUCGUAUUCGUUAUGACGCCAAGAAGGCUCUAUGUAAGCUCGGUGAGAAAUUCGGAUGUGAUCCAAAAGUAGAAGCUCCACGAUUACUCCUUCAUGCGAAGAAUUUGGGUUUAUCCGUGGUGGGAGUGAGCUUCCACGUGGGUAGUACCUGCAUGGAUCCUCCUGCCUAUGGGAAGGCUAUUGCAGCAGCUCGAGAUGUCUUCAACUACGCAGACACAAUUGGCACUCAAAUGACUCUUCUGGACAUUGGUGGGGGUUUUCCGGGAAAUUCAGGAACAGAUUUUGGGGUAUUUGCAGACAUUGUCAAUGUUGCCCUUGAGGAAUACUUUCCAGACCCGAGCAUCAGAGUGAUUGCCGAGCCUGGGGCGUACUUUGUGGCAUCAGCUUGUACCAUUGGUGUGACGGUGCACUCAAAGACGGAAAUUCUGGAUGAAGAUGGAACUAUUCAGCAGGUAAAGUACUACAUAAAUGAUGGGAUCUACGGAUGCUUCUGUGAUGUAGCUUAUGGACGUGAUGUCGGCAUUCCCAAGAUUCUAUCGCAAAGACAAACUUCUACAGAAGAUUCAGAAAUUCCUGAAAAUCUUCUCAAGUGUUCAAUUUGGGGUGAAUCAUGUGAUGGAAUCGACAAAAUCUGCAAUAAUCUGCUACUGCCGAAUAUUAAUCUCGGUGAUAUCCUUCUCUUCCCCAACAUGGGGGCUUACUCCAUUGUCUUAGCGUGCAACUUCAAUGGCUUCCCCAUUGCGAAUGUCCUGCAUUAUGCUGAUCAUGAGACACUGAAGAUUCUCAAUGGAUGAGAAAUAUAUACAUGGAAAAGCAUAAAAAUGUACAUAAAUCUAGACAUUAAAAACUAAAAGUAAUUAACUCAGAUUUUUCCUGAAUUGUUUUAUUAAUUUUUAGUGAAUGUAACAAGAAAUGGUAGAAUAAUGUGAAUUCUAAACCUAAAAAAAUAUAUUAAAAUUGAAAUAAAAAGAUUUUAUGCUAUAUAUUUCUACACUCAAUGUUAACGAAUGAAAAGGAGGGUAUUCACAAGUAUAUGGGUGUUGCCCUAGGUCGAGAAAAUAAUUUGAAACCACACGAUCAUUAAGAGAACCAUAAAAAAUUGUUGUAGAGUUAUUUCUUCACCGCUUUCUUAAUUUCUUUUGUUCAAAUUGUUAUUCAAUUGAACCUGAAGAAGGCCGAAAAGGUGGCCGAAACGUUGUUCAUGUGAUAAAUAAAAGCACCUGAAAACUCAAAGACUGCUUCCGAAUUUUCUUAACAUAUGAAUAAUAAACUAUAAAGAAAAACUUAGGGGAACCUGUGGUAAAAUGGAGAAUUUUUCGGAAAUAUCUUAUAGGAAAUUUUCCGGACUUCAACU